Molecule: messenger RNA, 6789 nt
Organism: Astyanax mexicanus (Mexican tetra)
Lineage: Eukaryota; Metazoa; Chordata; Actinopteri; Characiformes; Acestrorhamphidae
Gene: slit2
Product: slit homolog 2 (Drosophila)
Exons: 40
Coding region: 280-4932 (1550 amino acids)
Biological process (GO): negative chemotaxis; retinal ganglion cell axon guidance; negative regulation of cell growth
Molecular function (GO): Roundabout binding; calcium ion binding; heparin binding
Source: RefSeq, a predicted model, not a curated record
GGAGCUGCAGGAGCGGAGCUCGAGCGGAACUCUACCGGGGACUGAAGCUCUAACGCACGCACACACACGCACGCGCGCGCACGGUCCUGCAGGAUGGUCGCGUGAGCGGAAUCUGUACAGGGAGCCCGGAGCCGGAGCGCGCGGAGUGUGUUUAGGUGCAGGAGGAGUGCGUGCGGGGAGCGGUGCGCGCGCGCGCGGGAGAGAGAGAGUUUGUGCGUGUUCUGCAGGAGCGCGAGCCCGGAGUCCCGCGCUGAGCGGCGCGCAGCACCGCAGGACCGCAUGGCGCGCGCCUGGGUCGCGCUGCUACUCGCGCUGCUGGUCCACGGGGCACGCGCGCAGCUCUGUCCGCCACAGUGCACAUGCGCGGGGACCGCGGUGGACUGCCACGCGCAGGGACUGAGGAACGUACCGAGGGGCAUCACGAGGAGCGCCGAGAGAAUAGAUCUCAAUUCAAAUAAUUUGACAAAAAUCUCCAAGGCUGAUUUUGCUGGUUUCCGGCACCUCAGAGUUCUGCAGCUAAUGGAGAACAAAAUCAGCAUUAUCGAGAGGGGAGCGUUCCAGGACCUGAAAGAGCUGGAAAGACUACGGCUGAACAGGAAUAAUCUGCAGGUUCUACCAGAGCUGCUCUUCCUCGCCACAGUGAAACUCUCCAGACUAGAUCUGAGUGAGAACCAGAUUCAGGGCAUCCCGAGAAAAGCUUUCAGAGGACCUACAGAACUCAAAAACCUGCAGUUGGAUUACAAUCAGAUUUCCUGUAUAGAAGAUGGAGCGUUCCGAGCUCUACGGGACCUGGAAGUGCUGACGCUGAAUAAUAAUAAUAUUUCUCGUAUGUCUGUGGCCAGUUUUAACCACAUGCCCAAACUCAGGACAUUUCGUCUUCACUCCAAUAACCUGAUUUGUGAUUGUCAUGUGGCCUGGCUCUCUGAUUGGCUGAGACAGAGGCCCCGCCUGGGUCUGUAUACUCAGUGUAUGGCUCCGCCUUCUAUGAGGGGACACAACGUAGCCGAGGUUCAGAAGAGGGAGUUCGUCUGUACAGGGUCUCAGGUUCAGACGUCCUGCAGUGUCCUGCAGUGUCCGGAAUUCUGUACGUGCAGUAAUAAUAUCGUAGACUGUCGGGGAAAAGGACUGACGGAGAUUCCCACCAACCUGCCGGAGACCAUCACUGAGAUACGCCUGGAGCAGAACUCCAUCAAAGUAAUCCCACCUGGAGCGUUCUCACCGUACAAACGGCUGCGGAGGAUAGACCUCAGUAAUAAUCAGAUUUCUGAACUGGCUGCGGAUUCAUUCCAGGGUCUGCGUUCCCUCAACUCACUGGUUCUGUAUGGGAAUAAGAUCACAGAGCUUCCUAAAGGACUGUUCGAGGGGCUGUUCUCACUACAACUGCUGUUACUGAAUGCGAAUAAAUUAAACUGUCUUCGGGUCGACGCCUUCCAGGACCUGCAGAACCUGAACCUGCUCUCGCUCUACGACAAUAAGCUGCAGACCAUCGCUAAAGGAACCUUCUCCUCCCUGCGCUCCAUCCAGACCCUACACCUUGCGCAGAACCCGUUCAUGUGUGACUGUCACCUGAAGUGGCUGGCUGAUUACCUGCAGGAGAACCCGAUUGAGACCAGCGGGGCGCGCUGCACCAGCCCCCGUCGCCUUGCCAACAAACGCAUCGGACAGAUCAAAAGCAAAAAAUUCCGCUGUUCAGCUAAAGAACAAUAUUUCAUACCAGGGAUCCAUCAUGUCAGUAAGUGUGUGGAGGAUUACCGUUCGAAGCUGGGAGGAAGCUGUUUUGCAGACCUGGCGUGUCCAGAGAAGUGUCGCUGUGAGGGAACCACAGUGGACUGUUCCGGACAGAAACUGACCAAGAUACCAGACCACAUCCCACAGUACACCGCAGAACUGCGGUUAAAUAAUAAUGAGUUCAGUGUUCUGGAGGCAACCGGCAUCUUCAAGAAACUCCCUCAGCUUCGCAAAAUUAAUCUGAGCAGUAAUCGGAUCAGUGAUAUCGAGGAGGGAACUUUUGAAGGAGCCGCAGGCGUUAAUGAACUCAUCCUGACCAGCAACCGCCUGGAGAACGUCCACCACAGCAUGCUGAAGGGUCUAACAGGCCUGAGGACACUGAUGCUGCGCAGUAAUAAGAUCAGCUGUGUGAGUAACAGCAGCUUCACUGGUCUGAGUUCAGUACGGCUGCUCUCUCUCUACGAUAACCUGAUCACCUCCAUCGCCCCGGGAGCCUUCGACACACUCCACUCGCUCUCAACACUGAACCUGCUGGCGAACCCGUUUAACUGUAAUUGUCACCUGGCGUGGUUGGGGGAGUGGCUAAGGAGGAAGAGGAUUGUUACGGGGAACCCGCGCUGUCAGAACCCGUACUUCCUGAAGGAGAUCCCCAUACAGGAUGUCGCUGCACAGGACUUCGCCUGUGAGGAUGGUAAUGAUGAGAACAGCUGCUCCCCAUUGGCUCGGUGCCCGGCUGAGUGUUCCUGUUUGGACACUGUGGUUCGCUGCAGCAAUAAAGCUCUGAAGGUUCUACCCAAAGGAAUUCCCAAAGACGUUACCGAGCUGUAUCUGGAUGGAAACCAGUUCACACAGGUUCCAGUGGAGCUCUCCAACUAUAAACACCUCACCCUCAUUGAUUUGAGUAAUAACCUGAUCAGCACGUUGUCCAACAACAGCUACAGUAACAUGUCUGAUCUGCUUACACUAAUCUUAAGCUACAACAGGUUGAGGUGUAUCCCAGCGAAGGCCUUUGAGGGGCUCAGGUCUCUGCGGCUGCUCUCUUUGCAUGGAAACGACAUCGCUGUGAUUCCUGAAGGAGCUUUUAAAGACCUCUCCUCUCUCUCCCACCUGGCUCUGGGGGCGAACCCGCUGCACUGUGACUGUGGGAUGCAGUGGCUCUCUGAUUGGGUGAAGAGCGGCUAUAAGGAGCCGGGCAUCGCCCGCUGCACCGGACCUGCAGACAUGGCAGAUAAACUGCUGCUGACCACGCCCUCCAAAAAGUUCACCUGUACAGAGGUGCCGGGGCCUUGUGGUUUUCCUGUGCCAGGUCCAGUAGAUAUCAGUAUUCAGGCGAAGUGUGACCCGUGCUUAUCAAACCCCUGCAAAAACAACGGCACCUGCUCCAACCACCCCAUAGACUUCUACAGGUGCACCUGCCCUUACGGAUACAAGGGUCAAGACUGUGAGGAACCCAUCCACGCCUGCAUCAGUAACCCCUGUCAGAAUGGUGGAACCUGUCACCUGAAGGACGGAGCAGAGAACACACACUGGUGUGUGUGUCCUGAAGGUUUUGAAGGAGAGGAGUGUGAGAUUAAUAUUGACGACUGUGAGGAUAACGACUGUGAGAACAACUCCACCUGCGUGGACGGAAUCAACAACUACACCUGUCUCUGCUCACCUGAGUAUACAGCUGCUAAUAAUAAUGAAGUGGAGAAAGGGGAGCUGUGUGAGGAUAAGCUGGAUUUCUGUGCUUCAGAGCUGAAUCAGUGUCAGCACGACUCCAAAUGCAUCCUGACCGCCCGCGGAUACAAGUGUGAGUGUACUCCAGGUUACACAGGAGAACGUUGUGAGUUGGACUUUGACGACUGUUUGGACAAUAAGUGUAAAAACGGAGCGCAGUGUAUCGACGCGGUGAACGGCUACACGUGUGUGUGUCCGCAGGGUUACAGCGGGCUGUUCUGUGAGUUUUCUCCGCCCAUGGUUUUACCCCGGACCAGCCCAUGUGACAACUUCGACUGCGCUAACGAGGCGGAGUGUGUCAUCAAGGACACGGACCCCGUGUGCCAGUGUCUGCACGGUUACGCAGGAGUGAAGUGUGAGCGGCUCCUCAGCGUGAGCUUCAUCAGCGGAGACGCUUUCAUCCAGAUCCCCUCGGAGAUCACCCCCGAGCACCCCAACAUCACCCUGCAGAUGGCUACAGAAGAGGAUAAUGGGGUGCUGCUGUACCGAGCGGACGGUGGGCAGCAGAUGGCGGUGGAGCUUUACCGGGGCAGACUGAGGGUCAGCUACGACACCGGCUCCUUCUCUCCAUCAGCCAUAUACAGUGCGGAGACGGUGAACGACGGCAGUUUCCACAUGGUCGAGCUGGUAGUGAGCGAUCAGUCUCUCUCUCUCUCUAUCGAUGGGGGGAGUCCUAAAACCAUCCCCACUGUAAACAAAUCCGGCCCAGGACCCAGCCCACCAGCACCACUCUACAUCGGGGGUGUUCCUCUCCAGUCGGGUGUGUCCUCCCUCCAGCAGGGUUCUGGUAGGAACGGUUCUAGCUUCCACGGUUGUAUCCGGAACCUGUACAUCAACGAGGAGCUGCAGGACCUGUCUGGGAUGAUGCUGCAGGGGGGCGUGGUGCCCGGGUGCCAGCCGUGCCAGCGCAGUGUGUGUGUGCACGGGCAAUGCCACGCUACCGGCCAAUCAGCUUUCAGCUGCGAGUGUGAGCCGGGCUGGACCGGCCCGCUCUGCGACCAGCAGGUCAACGACCCCUGCCUCGGCAACAAGUGUGUGAGGGGUACCUGUGUGCCGAUAAACUCGUACUCGUAUAGCUGCCGCUGUGUGCCGGGGGCGGCGGGGGUGCUGUGUGACGAGGAGGAGAGCUUCAGCCCCUGCCUGGAUCUGACCUGCAAACACGGGCACUGCCACGUCUCCGGCCUCGGCAAGGCCUACUGUCAGUGUACCAGCGGCUACACCGGCCAGCACUGCGACAGAGAGGUGGCGUGUCGGGGAGAACGGGUCCGAGAUCACUAUCAGAGGCAGCAGGGUUACGCGGCCUGCCAGACCACGGAGAAAGUCUCCCGCCUAGAGUGUAAGGGCACCUGUGGGGGCGGGGCUUCCUGCUGCUCCGCCCUCCGCACCAAGCGCAGGAAAUACACCUUUCAGUGCACGGACGGCUCCUCCUUCGUCCAGGAGGUGGAGAAGGUGGUCAAGUGCGGCUGUACAAAAUGCCCGUCCUAAAAAAAAAACAGCAAAGAUUAGAGUUCUAGUCUUCCCCUCAACUCGUCCCCUUUACUUCACUCAUCCCCUUUCCCUCACUCAUCCUCUCACUUGUCCCCUUACUCAUCCCCUUUCCUUCAUUUAUCCCGUUAACUCAUACCCUUUCCCUCACUCGUCCCCUCACUUAUCCACUUAACUCAUCCCCUUUCCCUCACUCAUCCCCUCAACUCAUUCCCUUUCCCUCACUCAUCUCCUUACUCAUCCCUGUUCCCUCACUCAUCCCCUCACUCGUCCACUCAUUCAUUCCUGUCCCCUCACUCAUCCCCUUUCCCUCAGUCAACCCCCUUACUUGUCCCCUCACUCAUCCCCUUUCCCUCACUCAUGCCCUCAACUUAUUUACUCUCCCUCACUCAACCCCCUUACUUGUCCUCUCACUCAUCCCCUCACUCGUCCUUAUUCCCUCACUUGUCCCCUUACUUGUCCACUUUUUUACCUUCAGUCUUCCAUUUUCCCCCUUUACUCAUCUGCAUGUCAUUAUUUGUCCAGUUUAAUCCCCUCACUAGUCUACUUUUAAUCCCUCAUUUUUUUACUUUUGUCCCCACACUCACCAACCUUUUGUCCUCUCACUCGUCCUCUUUUGUCUCCUGUCUUGUCUGUUAUUGUCCCCUCGUCCAGCUACACGUACUCGUUCACUUCCCUUCACUUGUUUAGUUUUUUUGUUAUUGUUCAUCUGUUUACCUUUUGUUUGUUUUUGGUCAGUGCUGGACUUAUUGUAAGAUACAGAACAAACCUAUUUUUUAUGAAGCAAAAAAAAAAAAAAAAAAACGUACAAAAAUAGAUUUUAGGACUUUGUUUUAUUUGCUAGAACUGUGAUUUUUGUUUAAGUUUAUUUGUUCUUGUUGUUGAGAACGCCUCGCUGAAGAGAGGAGGGCGGAUACACUCCCCGGUUCUGGUUCUGUUCUUGUUUUUUGUUUGUGUCGUUUUUUUUUUGUUGUUGUUUUUUUUUUUUACGGAUUUUUGUGAUUCGUUGUUUUUGCCACGACGACCGGUCAAAGCUUUCACAUGGAGACAGAUGCUGAUAUAAACCUGCUGGCAUUGACGCAUUGACCGUUUAUUACACACACAUACGCACACACACACACACACACACACACACACACGCACACACACACUCUGUAUGUGACGCAUUGUGUAUUUAUUGUAUCUCCAGUACCGUCCCAGUACUUAUCCUGUACUUCCCUCUUCUCCCAGUUAGAGUUACAGUCGGAGCCUCUUAAUAUAUAUUAUUAAUUUAUAUUCAUCCUCUUAACGAUGUAGAUCACACAUUAGCAUACCGAGUAGCGAAACUAACAUUGUGUUUCUUCUGCGGUUGGUUUGACCAAUGAGACUGUUGUACUUACAGGAUAAAAAAAAAACACGUGUCUAAACCGUAGUGGUGUUAAAAUCUUCGGACGUGAAGUGUAUAUUUUUGUCGGAUUUCCUUUAACGUUGUUCGGUGACAGAGACGUAUUUUACCUUAGAGUUUAAACGUGUUCCCGUCCCCACUGUAACCUACCUACUACAGAGAUUAGCGUUAGCGUUAGCUUCUAUAGGUCAAAGUCUCCUUUAACUUUAACUUCUUCACUUAGAAAUGAAAACUGUGACUUUUCUAAACUAUACUACUAUAACUCCCCCAAAACCCCGAGACCCCCAAACCCUGACCCCUGACUUCCCCCUUAACAUGUUGCUGCUAAGUUGGUAUUGUAGACCCGGGUGAUGAUGAUGAUGAUGAUAAUGAUGAUGAUAAUGAUGAUGUUGUAUUGUAGAAGACGGUGCUCCUUCACUGAGGAGCACAUUAUCUUACUGAUCUUUAAAUAAAAAUGUUCCUUCCUUCUUAAA